AUGGCGACACCAACAGCUCUUGAGCGCAUGAAUCGCGGAGUGCUCCAAGUAGCCUCAGCACCUUUGCGCAUCCUCCAUUAUGCGUCUACUGAACCGUUGAUCACGGGAGCAGCACUUUUUGCGCUCACCCGUGCACCUAUACAAUACCGGCAUCGUCUGCUCUCCGCGCUACGCGACAGAGGUGUCUCGAUUGACGGUAUCGCUAGGCUUGUCAAGGUUUUGAAACUGCUUCUCGGCAUCGGUGUGCUCCGGAGGCUCAACAGGGCUCUCACCGCUCUCGCGCUGAAUAUGUGGCACUUGCGAAAGCCAGGAGCUCCCUUUCAGUUUGGCAUGGCCGGAAAGCCAGAAAUCGUUGUGGUCACAGGAGGGUGCAGCGGGUUCGGUUACGAAAUGGUCAAAGGCUUCAGUAAAUACGCGAGAGUGAUCGUUCUCGAUAUCAGCCCGAUACCCCCCGAGCUGGCAAAAAUCCCAGAUGUACAUUACUACCAGCUGGAUCUGUCGGACUUUUCGGCCAUUGAAUCCACUGCGGAACAAAUUCGCCAGGAGCAGGGCAAUCCGAGCGUACUUAUCAAUAACGCUGGGAUCGCUACAGGCACUUCGGUGAUUGACAGUAGUGCCAAACUAACGGAGAGAAUCUUCAAAGUCAAUAUCGCAUGUCACUUUAUUCUCAUCAAGGAGUUCCUACCUGCGAUGCUACGAGCAAGAAAGGGCCACAUUGUCACGAUCGCUUCCAUGGCUAGUUUUUUGGCCGCGCCAGGUCUUGUCGACUAUUGCUGCACAAAAGUUGGGGCGUUGUAUCUCAAUGAUGGGCUUCGCGCUGAAUUGCGGGAUAGAUAUGAAAAUGGCGACUGCAUUCAAACAACUUCUGUGCACCCAAGCUGGCAUGAUACAGGCAUAGUCAAACCAUUCACGCGGAUAUUAAAGAAGAAUGGUGUGAGAAUGGACCCACCAAGCAACGUCAGUGAUGCAGUCAUUGAGCAGGUUCUUUCUAGCAGAAGUGGCCAGAUCUUCAUGCCCAGGGGUGAAGAAAGAGGUACACACGUCAGGAGCUGGCCUGUUUGGCUGCAAGACGCAUAUUUCUACACGCAGCGGAAGAGAAGUCUUGCGGCAGACUAA
Exophiala oligosperma is the source of this 1116-nucleotide messenger RNA. RefSeq lists its product as uncharacterized. Gene Ontology annotation, molecular function: oxidoreductase activity, acting on the CH-OH group of donors, NAD or NADP as acceptor. The transcript has 4 exons. The record is from RefSeq and is a predicted model, not a curated record. Lineage: Eukaryota; Fungi; Ascomycota; Eurotiomycetes; Chaetothyriales; Herpotrichiellaceae. Bases 1 to 1116 code for a protein of 371 amino acids.